Messenger RNA from Astyanax mexicanus (Mexican tetra), 4922 nucleotides. It is a transcript of the gene chst2a, whose product is annotated as carbohydrate (N-acetylglucosamine-6-O) sulfotransferase 2a. Gene Ontology annotation, biological process: N-acetylglucosamine metabolic process; carbohydrate metabolic process; sulfur compound metabolic process. The record is from RefSeq and is a predicted model, not a curated record. NCBI's taxonomy places the organism in Eukaryota, Metazoa, Chordata, Actinopteri, Characiformes, Acestrorhamphidae. Gene Ontology annotation, cellular component: Golgi membrane. The transcript is spliced from 2 exons. Gene Ontology annotation, molecular function: N-acetylglucosamine 6-O-sulfotransferase activity. The coding region runs from base 423 to 1817 and encodes 464 amino acids.
CGUGCCCUGAUUGACUUCACACAGUCUGUAGUGGCCGGCAGGAGCAGCGGAUCAGCGGCGGAUCUGCGGAGACACGCAGCGGAGCUUCCCGCCUCUCCCCCGGGCUUUCUGUCUCUGUUUCAGCCGCUGAUUUUUUUCUCCCGGAGGCGGUUCUGGAUCUGGAUCUGAUUCUGUUUGCUCGGUGCUGCCGCCAUAGUGAUGCUGCAGACUGAAGGAUACUGAAGGAUGCUGCUCGCCUGUGAUGCUACUCUGGUCCCCAUCUUCUCCCUGAGGACAAGGCCUGAGUGGCUGGGAUACAGUGGAUUGGUUUGUUGAGAUGCUAUGCCCUGUCCUGGCUGGUCUACAACACAGCUGCUGAUGCUACUGUGGAUACUGUGCUAAGUGGUUGUAGCUAGCAUCCUCCAGGCUUCCAUCAGUUCUAGAUGAAAAACAAACCAUACCAGCUGAAGUUCACACCACCCUGGGAGAAGGAUGUUGGCUUCGGCAGGAGGCACAAGAUUUACAUGCGAAAACCCGCCAAGAUAAUAGCCAACCCCGGCGUCGUGAUGAAGGUGCUACGCCGCAAAAAGAUCUUCAUCUUCCUGGCCUACUUUCUGCUGGUGGCUCUGACCAUGCUCAAUCUGGCCAACUACCGGUGGACCAAGGAACCCCAGCAGUGCAGCCAUGAGAUGCUGAGCAGCAGGUUCCAGAACACGCUGGACGUCAGGUUCCUCUUCAAGGAUCCGCCGACGAAGCCCAGGCAGCUUGUCUAUGUGUUGACCACGUGGCGUUCAGGAUCGUCCUUCUUCGGGGAGCUCUUCAAUCAAAACCCGGAUGUGUUCUUCUUGUAUGAACCCAUGUGGCACAUUUGGCAAAAGCUCUAUCCAGGUGACGCCGUUUCGCUCCAGGGAGCAUCUCGAGACAUGCUGAACUCUCUAUACAGGUGUGACUUCUCUGUAUUUAGCUUGUACAGCAGUCCUUCAGGCAAGAACAUGUCCACGCUUGGUCUUUUUGGCUCCGUCUACAACAAGGUCAUUUGCUCCUAUCCUCUUUGCUCAGCCUAUAGAAAGGAAGUGGUGGGCAUGGUGGACGAGAACGUUUGCAAAAAGUGCCCAUCCCACAACAUCCAAGUCCUGGAAGAACAAUGUCUGAAAUAUGACACCAUCGUGAUCAAAGGGGUGCGCAUUUUGGACAUAAACAUCCUCGCGCCACUCAUGGAGGACCCCUCCCUUAACCUGAAAGUGAUCCACCUUGUCCGAGACCCUCGGGCCGUGGCCAACUCCAAAAUCAAAUCCAAGCACGGCUUGAUACGCGAGAACAUGCAGGUGGUGCGAAGCCGCGACCCAAAGGCUCGCCACCCGCCGCUGAUGGAUCCAAACCAGAAGCAAAACCGAAAGGACAGCUCAGACUACCACUCCGUCAGCGCCAUGGAGGUGACCUGUGACCACAUGUACAAAACCAUGAAGACUGCUCUUGACCCUCCCAGCUGGCUUAAAGGGAAGUACAUGACGGUGCGCUACGAGGAUCUGGUGGACAACCCAGUCAAUACCUUGCGCAGUGUACACCAUUUCUUGAACAUAACGAACAACCGUGACUUAGAAACCUUCGCCAUGAACAUGACCAGUGGAAACAGCGAAACCUCUCAACCCUUCUUGGUGUCUUCGAGGAAUGCCACCAAGGCUGCCAACGCUUGGAGGACAGUGCUCAGCUACCAGCAGAUCCGACAGGUGGAGGAGUACUGCAGCCAGGCCAUGUCCCUCCUCGGCUACGUGCGGGUUCGUUCUCCAGCCGAGGCCAAAGACCUGAGCAAGUCUUUAAUGACGCGACUCAGGGUUUGACGCUCUGGGCGCCGCCUGGAAGUGCACCACCGUUCGCUGGUAUGAGACUAUGAACUGGUAUGGUUUCUCAUGGUUUGUGUUUAUUGAAAGACGUUUGCGAGAACUGCUGCUACUGGAGCAUACGAGACCAAAUAAGACAAACAAAAAAAAAGUACGCUGUGUACAGUGUCUUGUUGAACUUUAACCUAUGCCAAGACGUUACUCUAGAACGUAUACGCUAGCGCUCAACAGUUUACAACAGUUUACAACAGGCAGAGUCAAUUUACCAACAGUUACCAACUUCAGAAGAAACGUCUUUUUAAAAUCUGUUUACGAAGUUUGUAUGAUGUAGGAUUCUGGUACAGUAUUUUACAAAUGAACAAACUUAACAGGAUAAAAUACUCAAAAACACAUUUUUACUUGGUGCAAUUACUCAUUUUUAUCAGAGAAUUGUUGCUGUAGGGACUGUUGCUUCUAAGAAAGAUAUUUGUGAAUGAGCCCCAUUGUUUUCGGCAGUGUAAAAGCUGAUCGUAAAGUGUUAGUUCUGGUUUAAGAUAACCCUAAAUCCAAAGGUGUUUCACCAUUGGUGCUUUUAGGAUGAAAUUCUGACAUUAGAGAUGAUUUUAAAAUCACUGAGAAAGGUACUAAAAUCAGAACAUUAAAAUUGUAUUUACUCUUUAAUUUUUAAUAAAGCCUGUGAAAUACAUUUUGUUAAAUAGGUUAUAGUAUUGUACAAAUCAUCACUGUAUAUAACAUAAAACAAAACCAUUAACAUGACACGUUGUUUUAAGCUUUUGAACGCUAGCGUACCUCGUCGUAUGAAGGCCGGGAGGUUGAUUUACACAGAGUGCUCCAUACUCUUACUUACUCUUAGGCUUACUGCUGUGUUUUCUUUAGCCUUGCUUUGAAUUUGAAAGCUACUGACAGCGUGGCCCUUACAUCACUGAGGCUUUCAGUCUUUUCAGCCUUAAUCCAGAGUUAUUAUAAGUGUUAAAAGUCUUGACGAAUGACAUGCGACAGACUGACUCUCAUCCUUACGGUACGAGUAACGAGUCAACGAGUAAUGAUGUUUUAUGGAAUGUUUUGUACAAUGCUGUAUUUAAGGAUUUGAGGCACAACAACGUGAACUGGUUUCAUUUUAAUCAUUAUUUUAUUGAUGAAAGUGCCUUGCUCAGACAGUUUGUGAGCCGUAGGAGAGUUUUAAAAGGGUACUCCACUAAGGGUUUUAAUUUUGCUGUGUAAUUUAAUGGUUAAGGUGUAAUCAAAGUCAUUCAUGGUGGUAUUAUAACAUUUUGUUGCAGAGAAUUGUUCACAGUGGUGGUGAAUGGAGCUGAGAGCUACUUCAUAGAAGGUUACCAAUAAACAUUUGGACAAAAACUAUAAUAUUGGCUUAUUAUUCAAAAAAAUAAUACAUGGUGGAGGUUGUUUUAAUCAAAAAGUAGUCCCUAUAAAAAAACUUACUUUUAACAUGAUUUUACUGCUAUUCAUUAGCAUUCAAAUGUUUUAAGGCACUGUUUAAACUAAAACACAGUGGUUUUAGUGAGAAAUGAUAAUUCAGUCAGAAGUUAUUUGCAGCAGAAGAGUUUACAGAGAGUUUAUGUCUUUGGAUCUCUUUAAAAGGUACGUCAAAAAAGGUUUGCAAUAAAUAUUUGGCCUAAAACAUAUUUUAACAAAAGUUAGUUCUGAACCCACGUUGUGAUUGGCUGAAUAAUGGCACUUAGACCGAAGUGGGUUAUUUAUUGAUUAUUAUUCCACCACAUACACUCAUAACCUAGAAAUGAUGCCAACAUGUACACAACUCAAACACCAGCCAUAACAAAGCAGCAAAGUUACACUACCUGGCCAAAACAAAAACAAAAAAGUCACACUCUAAAAUAUAGUUGAAUGGCCUUUAGCUCUGUUUGCGGCUUUACGCAUCCAGUGUUGCAUUAAUUUAUUCAUUUUUCAGCAAGAUCUUGCAGCAGCAUUGAUGAUGGUAGAGUCUGACCAACCACUGCACAAAGCAGCUCUUCUCCAUCCAGCACAUCCCAAAGAUUCUCAAUGAGGUUAAGAUCUGGACUCUGUGGUGAACUCUCUCUCAAUCCAUGUGUGAAAAUGAUGAUGAUCUCAUGCUCCCUGAACUUUAAACCAUGAACUCUUUCACAAUUCCAGCACCAUCAAUCCUGGCAUUGUAUUGUCAUCUUGGAAUAUGGCCGUGAUCAUCAGGGAAGAAAAUUUUAUUUAUUGAUGGAAUAACCUGAUCUAUAUUCAGUAUAUUCAGGAAGUCAGCUGACCUCAUUCUUUCAGCACAUACUGUUGCUGAACCUAAACCUGCAGACCAACUGCAGCAUCAACCAACCAACCCCACAUCAUGAGCUAGCUAACAUACUAACAUUAUCAGGGAUAGAACUAAGGGUAGCGGAAAAGUAGCUAACAUUAGCGGCGAGUUAGAUAACAUACAAAUGUUAGCAGCAAGUUAACUAACGUUAGCAGCAAGCUAGCUAACAUACUUACUUUAGCUAGCUUAAACGAGCUAGCUAACAUUACCAGGGAGUGAACUAAGAUUAGCGGAGAGCUAUCUAACAUAAUCUUAGUAUUUUACUAACUAACGUUAGUAACGUUAGUAUUUUAGCUAGCUUGCUGCUAACGUAUUUAGUAUUUUAUAUUCCUGGUAACGGAAACAAGCUAGCUAAUGUAACCAGGGAUAGAACUAAGGUUAGCGGAGAGCAAGCUAACAUUAGCGGCGAGUUAGCUAACAUUCUAACGUCAGGGGAAAGUUAGCUAACAUUAAAUGAGCUAGCUAACGUUAUCAGGGAUAGAACAUUAGCCGCACAUUUGCUAACAUAGUAACAGACUAAUCAGAAGAAAGUUAGCUAAUGUUAACUGGGAGAGAACUAAAAAAACUAUAAGUACAUUUUGGGUGUUAAAUUAUAUCUAUUGAGGUCUUAAAAAGGUCUUAAAAGCAUUAAAUUUGAUUUUUAAAAUGGUGCAAGAACCCUGAUUGAUUUUGUUUACACCUCAACUAGUCUGAAUUGUGCUUUCUUUUUUUAUUUGGUGGAUUUUCCCUUUUAAAGAGUAUUUGUAUUUUCAUGCAAAGGCAUUUGUUUGUUGUCUCAACCGUCGCAUUAAAAGUUAAAGUUGCAUUAA